This is a messenger RNA of Parascedosporium putredinis, 795 nucleotides long. NCBI's taxonomy places the organism in Eukaryota, Fungi, Ascomycota, Sordariomycetes, Microascales, Microascaceae. The record is from the annotation of a GenBank genome assembly.
AUGACUCUUGCUCGCGCCGUUUCCAGCCGAGCGCAACAUCAUGGCCGACGCAACGCCCGACCCGACCCUCCACCUCCCCGCAUCCUCUGCCUGCACGGCGGCGGCGUCAACGCCGACAUCUUCCGCCUGCAAUGCCGCAACCUCAUCGCCCGCCUCGCCGAUACCUUUCGCCUCGUCUUCGUCGACGGGCCCUUCAUCUGCCCGCCCCACCCGACCAUUGUGCGCGUCUACGGCGACCACGGGCCCUUUCGCCGCUGGCUGCGCUGGCAGCCCGACCAGCCCGAGAUCGAUGCCGAGACCGCCGCGAGCCAGAUCCGCUACCAGCUCGAUACCGCGGCCGAGGAGGAUGACUUGCGCGGGGCUACGGGGCCGUGGGUCGCUGUGCUGGGUUUUAGCCAGGGCGCCAAGGUGAGCGCCGGUUUGCUGUAUACGCAGCAGAAGCUCGCCGAGACCCUGGGUCCCGUGGGGGCAUUGCUGGGCCCCGUGGUCGUCAUGGACCCCCGGGUCGACGUCGUCCCCGGCGUCGCGGAUGCCUCGGCCAUGAGCACGGGUUUCAAGGGGUGGCCGGUCGCGAACGAGGGGGACCACAUCUUUACCAUCCCCACCCUUCACGUGCACGGGCUGCGGGACCCGGGCCUCGAGGAGCACAGGAUCUUGCCGAACUUGUACUGCGGGGAGGGCACGACUAAGCUGAUUGAGUGGGAUGGUGAUCAUAGGGUUCCCAUCAAGAUGCACGACGUGGAGGCGGUUGCGGCGGAGAUGAUUGCCUUGGGGAAGAGGACUGGGGUGAUUUGA